AUGGGCCAAAAAAAGGAAGUUGGCACUUACUAUGGCUGUUGGUCCAAGUGGGUAUAUCCAGUUGAAAAAAUCCCCGCCGAGGACUUGACUCGGAUCUACCUUGCCUUUCUGGACGUCGAUGUGGAUGGAACAGUCAAAGAGCGCAAAGGCUAUGAAUAUAUCUUCGAUGUUGCAAAAGACCUAAUCGAUAAGGUUAAGCCGAAGAACCCAGACCUUAAACUGAUUUUCUCGAUUGGAGGUGGAGACUCUUCUGCGACCUUUCCAUCGGUCGCAGCUGAUCCAGAUAAGCGUGCAAAAUUUGCGGAGACCUCCCAAAAGCUGGUCGAGAAUUACAAAUUCAACGGCAAGACCGAUGGUUCCAACUUUGUUCUCCUUCUUGAAGCAUGUCGAAAGGCGUUGGGCAAUGACAAGGGCUUAAGUUUUUCUAGCCCAACCGGCAUGAACAAAUAUUUGGACUUCUACAAUUUCAUGGGAUAUGACUUGGCAGGCAAAUGGAACGACAAAAGCACACAUUCGUCGAAUCUACACCUACAUGAUUGUACUUACUUGAGUAUUGAUAAUGCUCUAAAGGAUUAUCUAGACAGCUCGGUGCCUGCUGACAAAAUCAUCCUCGGAAUGCCCCUGUACGGGGUCGUGUUUGAAGGCACCGACGGUCUUUGUAAACCGUACGAGUCAGUACGCAGUGACAACCCGUUCUAUGCCGACUUAUUGAAGGGUCCCCAGCCAGAGCUCGACCAGGAAGCAGGGGCCUCGUAUACCUUCGACAAGAGGACAUUCACCUCAUGGGACACUCCAGAUGAGAUCAAACUGAAAGCGAAGUAUGUUAAUUCUCGUGAUCUGGCUGGUGGCUAUUUUUGGCAAUGCGGUGGUGAUACGAUUGGCGAGAACAACGCAGUUACUGCAUUUAACCAGGCGUUACGCAAAUAA
Messenger RNA from Penicillium hordei, 927 nucleotides. RefSeq names its product glycoside hydrolase family 18 protein. The record is from RefSeq and is a predicted model, not a curated record. Lineage: Eukaryota; Fungi; Ascomycota; Eurotiomycetes; Eurotiales; Aspergillaceae. Gene Ontology annotation, molecular function: chitin binding; chitinase activity. Gene Ontology annotation, biological process: chitin catabolic process; carbohydrate metabolic process. The transcript is spliced from 6 exons. Gene Ontology annotation, cellular component: extracellular region. The coding region runs from base 1 to 927 and encodes 308 amino acids.